Chelmon rostratus (copperband butterflyfish) is the source of this 6046-nucleotide messenger RNA. RefSeq names its product serine/arginine-rich splicing factor 11-like. The record is from RefSeq and is a predicted model, not a curated record. The transcript has 11 exons. Bases 4832 to 5929 code for a protein of 365 amino acids. Gene Ontology annotation, cellular component: nucleoplasm. Gene Ontology annotation, molecular function: RNA binding. NCBI's taxonomy places the organism in Eukaryota, Metazoa, Chordata, Actinopteri, Chaetodontiformes, Chaetodontidae.
UUGUCUUACCUAUUUUACGCGGCUCACGCUGGGCUCCUCGUGAGGCCUGUAGCGUCGAGUAGGCCUCACUGCACGGCAUGCUAAUGCUAACGAUUGCCCGCGCCUUUAGUGAAUGCAGCAGCAGUCACUCCCCUCAAUGCAUGAGGGACACAUAUUGGUACUUUUUACGAUUGUGUGUUUAUGUAAAUGGUUUUGUAUAGCUUUAAAUUCUUUCUUCCACAGACGUCGGGGUGUAAAUAGGGCCGAAACAGUUAACGCCAGGCGACUAAUCGGUCGAUAGAUGAAUUAAUUACCGACAAUUUGUGGUAAUCUGUUAAGGUUAGUUAGUGUUGCCAGAUUGCUUCGAUGUUUUCCAGUCUAAUAAUUGCUCAAAAUCCGUCCAAUUUGAUCGAAAAAACGCUAAAAUAUCAUCUGUAAUGAUCGAUACAGAUGAAGUCAUUAACAUUAAUGAUGUGCUAUAAUGUUAACAUUAAACAACAAUUCAAGUCUUCACAAGUGCGCAAGAACCCAUAUAGGAGGCUGCAUCACACAAUGCAACUACAGAAACUAUUUUUCAUCUCUGCCCUCGGCUUUUAUAAAUACAGAAAAAGUAAAAGUGCACCUCGAAUUGGAAAAAUAAUAUGUCUUAUCUGACUUUGUAAACUGCAGCAGUAUGUACCCCCCAACAGGCACACAGGCAUGAAGAGGGAGGGAGAAGAGCAUGUAAUCCCAUGCGGUCUAAAAACCAAACAAAUAAUGAUGUAAUGUCUUACAUAGAGCUUUCUGUUACACUACAACUCAAGUGUUUAUGAGGUGAGGUGGGUGGUAAUGAUGGCGACCCCUAUCUCCUCAGCAGAAUGAAUGAUAAUUGUCACAUCAAAGUCGUGAUGAGUGACUGGAUGUGGUCUCAUUGCUAAGGAACACAAUUCAUGAAUAUAUUUUUAAAAUACUAUGUAUUUUAAAACCAGACCAACUCGUGCUAAAACACUCCAAAUCCAGUCCACCUGCCAGUCCAUUUUACCCAGCGCAGUCCAACCACACAAUCUGGCAACACUUGUUAAUUGUUUGAGAUAAUUGUCAAGACAAAAUGAUAGCACUUAAGUAAAAUAUUGGGCCUAUCGUUUAUUAAUCUGUCAGUUAUUUUUGAUUCAUUGUUCAGCCCCUUCAUGUCAAAAUAUUGUUAAAAAAUGGCCAUCACAAGUUCAAGAGUCCAAGGUGAAAUCAUUUCUUUUUUCAUCAGACAAACAGUCACAAAGAUACUCAGUAUACAUUUAUAAAAAUGUGUAUAAAGCGCUAAAUCCUAAUAUUCAGUAACUGAAAAUAGUGCAAGCCCAGAAUUUUUGUUUGAUUGUGAAACCGAUGAACUUGCCAAUUGACUAGUUGUUUUAGCACUGAAAAAUACUUAACAUUAGCCUGUUCAAGCCUCUCUGCCUUUUCCUGUGUUGCAUCACUGUAAAUUUAAUAAUUUGUGUGUUAUCCUUGCUUUUUCUGACAUUUUCUAUACUGAACAGUUGGGUAGUUGGAAAAGUAAUGGUUAGAUUAAAUGAUAAUAUAAACUGUUGUAGCCUGAGAUGCAAUAGUUACAGCAGUUUGUAAAUGUAGUAAGUGCUGAUAUGAACAAAGUGGAAAAACCAGUUAACUUAAUAUAGCUAUGUCAGUGAUUUCCUGUUAGCAAUUGCUUGGAUUCUUGACAGCCCACUUGGGAUGCCAAUGAGCUACUGCAAUACAUAUUUACAGGAUUUUAACAUUGACUUUAGAAUGAAAUAAUUGUUUUUUGCUCUGUAUUCUCCUCUAUCGAAUUACACCUGGCUCCUCAGCAGGUAGGACAUGUCAAGGACUGCAACAACAUAGUAACAGUCAUAAUUUCACUCACAUGAAACCAGGGUGAAAAAGAUGAUGCUCAAAGCAUCAGUGACUGACACUGAUAUUUGAUUCUCAACAAAUUCUUGAUGAGAGUUGCACUAACACUGCAACACACUAUAAAUAAAUAGUUGUAAGAUAAGGUAUCUUAUCUUGGUCUAAGGAGAGCAUGUAGAGAUCAGAGAGUACAUAAGAUUGUGUUGCCCAUUAUUACCUUAGCUGUCCCUGGGGACACAAAACUCAUUCAAGUCAGUUUGAAGAAGGCAUGUUGGGUCUCCUUGUUUGUAUUCUUUGCACAACUUAUCUGUAUUUUUUUCCAGUGACUCUCCCUUGCCUGUGACUUCACGUGUCUGUUUUGUAAAGUUCCUUGAGUCUGAGUCGGUGGGAGUUUCCCAACACCUGACGAACACCGUCUUCGUGGACAGAGCCUUGAUUGUGGUCCCUUUUGCUGAAGUGGACAAGUCAUUUGCAGAGAGCCCCUUCCUUGCUGGCUGAAAGUGGUCCUCUGCUGCCAUCAGGAGAUUAGAAAAAAUAAUGGCACCAGGCUCGCAAGCCCCCCUUCUCUCUCUUGUUCUGCAGUAAAAUAUUAACUCUGUAUUUUUUUCUCUGUUCAAGGCUUCUUUUCUUUAAAAAAAAAUAGCCACACAACUCUUAAGCAAAAUCAGGGGGUAGGGGAGAGGGUGCAGGGCAAUCUCAAUUCAUCACAUGUUCAAAGGAUUUGAAUAUUUUUCAAAUAAAAUGUAUGUCGAUUAGUCGACAUGCACCAAAUUAGGGAUGCCCCGAGCAGAUCUGCCGGACUGGUAUCAGGGCAGAUCUUUCUAAUUAAUUGGUGUUGACUUUAAGCUUGAACCAGUUCUGAUCCCCUGUUUAUAUUUUAACCUUUUGCACUAUGGGUACAACAGCUACCAAAAUGUCCCAUUGUGCUUAAACCAGUAGGUCAGCAUUGAGUUUCAUGAUAUCUGCAGUGACAGCAUGCAUCAGUGAGGAAAGCCAGUUUAGGUCUCCUCUAUUUCAGCAACAUUUUGCUGGUGUUGUACACUUCUAAAAGUUUUGCAGUUGAAAACUGUGUUUUAGAGGCCCCGCACAGACAGACUGGUGUUUUCAGUUACUGGCUGAUUAGACCUAUUUAGGUUAAAGUUGGGUGGGGCUGUGGCGUGGUGGGAGUUUGCCUAGGUCACGUAACUCCAGGUGUAAGUUGCCCCGCCCAAAAGCGCAACAUUAGUUAGCAAUAGAGUGAAGGAGAUGUCGAUUAAGCAGUCUUACAGGUCCAUGCAGUCCUGAGGAGAGGUCUAAUCAGCCAAAUGAGUGAAAACGUAUGCAUGGGUGUGCUGGGGGCCUGGCUUUGUUUUCUUAAUGCAGAGCUGCUCACCAAAUCCAAACUGGACUAACUGGACAACUGGAUUAAAUGUAAUCUUAGCCUGAUUAGGCUAAGUAUACACCACACAACUGCAUUACAGUAAAGAAAAUAUAAGUAGCGGACAAGGACUUGGUAUUGGCAGAAUCCUAACGUUUAGUGGCUCAGAUCACGCCAAAAUGUUCGGGACAUCCCUACACCAAGCACAAAGCAUGCAGGAUAGAUGAACUAAUCAGCUGUGCAUGCUAGAAUAGAUUUUGAAAGUGUGUCCCAUCAUCUACAGUUACUUUCAGCAGAUGUGGUGGAAGUUAAUUUGCACAUGAUUUGGUUAUUAAUCAUGAUAAGCACACAAACUGCCUUUGGCAUCUACUUGCUUCAUUCGCCAAAGCUUUGUAUCAUUUUACACUGUGCAUCUGUAUUUCCAAAUUUUCACUAACACACGAGAUAAAAGUAGCUGUAAGCCUCUGCUUGAUGUUGCGGUAAAAAUGCUUUUUUAUGACCCUCUCCACACAUGACUCUGAAAGAGUUGAGUGACUCUCACGUUUAACAGUGGUGUUUCUUUUGUUGUUGUGUUUUACAGUUCUUUUUCCUGGUUCAGCCAGCCCUAUAUACCAGGCCCUGCUGAAAAUGCCACCAACAGUUUUGUCUUCUGCAGCCUUAUCCUGUUUCUCAAGUGUCCUUUCUGUUGUGUGUGUGUGCGCGUGUGUGCGUGUGUAUGUCUCUCUCUCUCUCCCUCUCUCUCUCUCUCUCCCCCCCUUUAAAAAUGUAAAAUGUCAGAUUAAAAAAUAGCCUGUUUUCAGAUUGCACAACCAUGGAUGAUCAUCUCCAUAAGAUUUUCCCUUUGAUUUUACUGUUUGGUUUUUCUUCAGCUUUGGGCACAUUUUCCAUGAUUUUUAUCACAUCUGUUGCUCUCAGUAGCCUUUAACUGUUUAGUGCAGUUUAUCUUUACAUUGUUAACUGUUUUUAGUGACAUACUGUUGGCUAAAGCCUAGCAGCACUCUAGCUUGUUAGCAGUACUUAAUCUGGUUGGCAAGUAAGGUUUUGUUUUUGCUUUUGUUCUUGUUUUUUUUGUGGUGGGAUUGUUCAAAGUAACCACCAACAAAAGCCCAGAAAAGGUAAUAUGACUGCACCUUUUCUGUUUUUGUAUUGGUAAUGGUAAGUGAUGUUGAAAUGUACCCUUGUGUCCACACCCAAAUCAUGAACUUUGUUUUCUGUAUCUCAAUGUUUUUGUGUGCUUUAUAGCGAAGCAGCCGGCGCGAGUCGCUUGUUCAUAAAACAUCUAAUGAAAGUUGAGAGCACAUCCCACGGGACAACUGGCUGUGCUUGCUUACGUUUGGUUCAUGACUUAAAAAACAAGUACAGGUGAUAAAAUCUUGGCAGUGUUGACCACAGUGUGUAUUGUGACUUUUAAACUCAUAGCUGCUAAUCCUACAAUCAUACUUUCACAAAAAAAAGUCAGGGAUCAAGAUUUACAGACAAGACAAAAAGUGGAUUUUUUUAUUAUUUUUUACUGCAGAGUAGUUAGACUGAGGUGGCUUGUCUGCAAGUCUUGUCUGAGUGUUAAUCGAUGUUUGCUUGGAGCAUGUACUGAAAUGUUGUUGUUUUUCUCCAGGAGUCAUUCCUGAUGAAUCUAAAGCUAUGUCGCUGCUGGCUCCAGCCAAUGCCGUGGCAGGAAUGAUGCCCGGGGGAGGCCUUCUUCCAACACCCAAUCCUCUGGCAACAAUGGGAGGGACACCGUUCGGAGGUCUUGGAGCUCCCAACAUGGAGCAAAUGGCUGCCAUGGGAAUGCCGGGGCCUAACAUGAACCCCCAGGCGCUCUCUGCAGACUUCCUAAAGCUUAUGCAGUCCAUGGACCCCAAAUUGAAUCCAUUAGCGGCCGGACUGAACUUGAAUCCAGGCCUGAAGACUGAUGCCUCCAACAAGGAGAUUGAAGAGGCCAUGAAGAGAGUCCGAGAGGCUCAGUCUCUCAUUUCUGCAGCCAUUGAGCCAGGAAAUAAGAAAGAUGACAAGCGCAAACAUUCCCGCUCCCGUUCGAGGUCACGGCGCAGACGGUCCAGAUCUCGCUCAAGACACAGGCGUUCAAAGAGCAGGUCUCGGCGGAGAUCCCAUUCAAGGAGUAGGAGGAGGUCGAAGAGUCCACGAAGGAGGAGGUCCCACUCCCGGGAUAGAAGCCGCCGCAGUAGAUCCAGGGACAGGCGGAAGGAGGAAAAGUCUAAGAAAAGGUCAAAGACGCCCCCCAAGAGCUACAGCAGUGCCAGGAGGUCUCGAAGCAUCAGCCGGAGGCACAGGCGAAGCCGCAGUGCGUCUCGGUCCCCCAGGAGGAAGUUGUCCAGGUCUCCCUCGCCCAGACGUCACAAGAAGGAGAAAAAGAAGGACAAGGAGCGUGAGAAGGAGCGGGACAGAGACAGGAGGGAGGACAGGGACCGGAGCAGAGAUGAAAGAGAACGUUCCACCAGCAAGAAGAAGAAGAGCAAAGACAAAGAACGAGAUCGGGACCGCAAGUCCGACAGUGAGAAGGGAGACGUUAAGGUGACCCGGGAUUAUGAUGAAGAAGAGCAAGGUUAUGACAGUGAAAAAGAAGGAGAGGAGGAUGACGAUGAGAGGAGGAGCGACUCUGACUCUGCCUCAUCCCCCAAAGGCCAGGAGGAGAUGGAGCGAUCCGAGGGCCCAAUCCCCAAAAAGUCCAAGCUGAAUGGAGACGAUCACCAUCAGGAAGACAUGGAGAUGAGUGAUUAAGAGCAUCCCGAACCAGACCGUGUUAUCUUUCCACUGUCCUUUUAUAUUUUUAAUAUAGGCCACAACGUGUCUGUGCCUCAGUCUAAGUAAAAAAAAAAAAAAAAAAAAAAAAAAAAA